UUAAUCCUCAGCGGCUGCUGUUUGGAUAAUGUGCUCUGGGAGCGUUGGAGGCUCGGCGCCCUGCUCACAUCUGGCUGGGGUUUGCUCUUUACGAGUCUGUCCCGCUUUCUUGUCUCUUCCCUUACUUUCGAGAAACCGCGCUUCCGCUUCUGGCCACAGAGACCUUGGACCGGAGGAGGUCACGGUGCCGUGCCGGGAAGGCAGGGGACCCACUGCAGCCUGCACCCGCCCCCCUCCGCACCUUCUUCCCAGAGGACUUUUUCCGUCCUCCUGGCUCUCUCCUCUGACAAGUCUGCUCUUCCCGCGACCUGGCUGGGAGGAGGCCCCGCCGCCGGGAGAUGCUCCAAGCCCGAGAGGCCGUUGCAGGACGCGGGCUGGAGCCCCACCCAGGAGCUAGAGGGAGAUUUGAACGCCCUGAGGCCCUAGCAAGAAGUGUGGGAUCCUGGAGUCCUGUUUGCACGUUGGCUUUGCAGAAAGCAGGCACCGGCGGGACAAUGGGCUCCCGGGGACUGAGACUCGUGCUGGCGGGUGGCCUGUUGCUGGCCUUCGCCUGUGGCCCGGUGCUGGGCCGUGUGCCACGUGGUCUCCAGGAGCCGCCAGAGCAGGAGGGGACCAAGGAGCUGCCGCUGGACCACGCUGUGAGGGAUGAAGAAAACCAUGAAAAGCACAGCCCCAGGUGGGGGGAGGAGGCCGCAGCUUCCCCGUGCUUCCGCUGCUGUGACCCUGGUACCCCCGUGUACCAGGCUAUCCCCGUACCACAGAUCAACAUCACCAUCUUGAAAGGUGAGAAAGGUGACCGGGGAGACCGCGGCUUGCAAGGCAAAUACGGCAAGACCGGCUCGGCGGGUGCCCGGGGCCACGUGGGCCCCAAAGGGCAGAAGGGUUCGAUAGGGGCCCCUGGGGACCGCUGCAAGAACCACUACGCCGCCUUCUCGGUGGGCCGCAAGAAGCCGCUGCACAGCAACGACUACUACCAGACGCUUGUCUUUGACACGGAGUUCGUGAACCUCUACGGCCACUUCAACAUGUUCACGGGCAAGUUCUACUGCUACGUGCCGGGCAUCUACUUCUUCAGCCUCAAUGUGCACACCUGGAACCAGAAGGAGACGUACCUGCACAUCAUGAAGAACGCGGAGGAGGUGGUGAUCCUGUACGCCCAGGUGAGCGACCGCAGCAUCAUGCAGAGCCAGAGCCUGAUGCUCGAGCUGCGGGACCAGGACGAGGUGUGGGUGCGCCUCUUCAAGGGCGAGCGGGAGAACGCCAUCUUCAGCGACGAGUUCGACACCUACAUCACCUUCAGCGGCUACCUGGUCAAGCACGCGGCGGAGCCCUAGCCCGCCGGCCCGCGCCGCGCCCGCCGCAGCCUCCCUGCUCCCCCACCCCGCCCCCCAGGCCUGGCUUCCCUGCCCCGCAGCCCCAGCUUCCACCUCCUACACGACGCCCUCCACGGAAGGGAGAGCAGGAGCAGCUGCGCUUGCGGGCCUCGAGGGCUCCCGGGUGGGCUCGGCGGGCAGGCACCUGCCAGGGUGGGGCGUCCAG
Messenger RNA from Lontra canadensis (Northern American river otter), 1539 nucleotides. It is a transcript of the gene C1QTNF1, whose product is annotated as C1q and TNF related 1. Bases 339 to 1334 code for a protein of 331 amino acids. The record is from RefSeq and is a predicted model, not a curated record. The transcript has 5 exons. Lineage: Eukaryota; Metazoa; Chordata; Mammalia; Carnivora; Mustelidae. Gene Ontology annotation, molecular function: protein binding.